Molecule: messenger RNA, 1740 nt
Organism: Eubalaena glacialis (North Atlantic right whale)
Lineage: Eukaryota; Metazoa; Chordata; Mammalia; Artiodactyla; Balaenidae
Gene: LURAP1L
Product: leucine rich adaptor protein 1 like
Exons: 2
Coding region: 687-1373 (228 amino acids)
Biological process (GO): positive regulation of canonical NF-kappaB signal transduction
Source: RefSeq, a predicted model, not a curated record
CACAAUGACUUGGAUCUAACAGCUUAAAUCGGAAGAAGGGAAUUUGUGCUGCAUCGAGGAAGCCGUUAAACUGCUAAGCGAACUCGCUUUUUUAUGCGUCUAUGCACACGACCGACCUCCUCUAUCACUGACUAGAAAUAAUUUCUGACAAUCCAGGAUAUUCCGAAAGCUUGGAGACAUAUGGCUGGAAAAUGAAACUACCCUGGAGUGUGGCCACAUCAUUAUUUUGUGUCGCAUGGUACCAGAUGCGCAGUUGGUGAAUGGCGCUGGGAUGUGAACGGACAGUUUAACAAUGUGAAUUUUUUCCCCCGUAGAGCUAAGACAGACUUCAUUUCCCUCUUGUCUUUCGGUCUCUAGUACUUGGAAUUUCCCCCUCUCUGCAAUAUCAAUUAACUCAACUUUGCAGUGAGGUAGCCAAAAAGGAAGAGGAUGAAGAGGGCUCUAUAAUCUUAAUAAGUGUCGAGGGAGUCACUGCGCCCCGGGAACCGCGGCGGCGACCCGCCCAUCCUGCGCGGAUUUCGGGGCUGAUACCGCGCGGGCGGUUAUGGAGCGGACCGUGAGCUUGAUCCGCCGAGGAUAGAGACCUGGGCUCGGUAGGGGUGUGCUGAUCUUCAGGCAGACUUGGAGUCCCCUGCUGCCUCUCAUCCGUAGCGUUUUAUAACCAUUUUCAUCGUUCUUCAAAAGUCAUGGACGACGGCCCGCUGCCCGACCUCCGAGACAUCGAGCUGAAGCUAGGGCGCAAAGUGCCCGAGAGCCUAGUGCGCUCGCUCCGUGGGGAGGAGCCGGUGCCCCAGGAAAGGGACAGAGACCCCGCCGGGGGGAGCAGCGGCGGCGGCGGUGGCGGAGUCUGCAGUAGCAGCAGCAGCAGCUGCAGUUUCCCUCUCUCCCUGUCAUCCUCCUCUUCGUCCUCCCCAACCUCUGGCUCCCCACCACCUAGCCAUUCCAGUAGCGCCCUGGAGAGGCUGGAAACCAAGCUUCACCUCCUCAGGCAAGAGAUGGUUAACCUCAGAGCCACAGACGGCAGGCUCAUGCGCCAGUUGCUCCUCAUCAAUGAGAGCAUUGAGUCCAUCAAGUGGAUGAUUGAAGAGAAAGCCACCAUCACCAGCCGAGGCAGCAGUCUCAGCGGCAGCCUGUGCAGCUUACUGGAGAGUCAGAGCACCUCCUUAUAUGGCAGCUACAACAGCCUCCAGGAUGGCAGCGACGGGCUGGAUGGCAUCUCCGUGGGGAGCUACCUGGACACUUUGGCGGAUGAUGUCCCAGGCCAUCAGACCCCGUCAGACUUGGACCAGUUCAGUGACAACUCAGUCAUAGGGGACUCACACGCACUGCACAAGCGUCCCAAAUUGGAUUCUGAAUACUACUGCUUUGGCUAAUGACCCUGUUUUUUGCAUGGGAUUGGUGUGCAAUUAACUUGUAUUUAUUCUUCUUCUCCGCUGCUAUAUUUUUGGUGUGAUUUUUUAAAAUAUGACACCCUUUUAAAAAGAAGCUUAUUUUGAACGGCUUGAUGGUAUUUCUGUUGCUCCUAGUAUUUCUCACCUGGACUGAUUUAUCUUUGUCUCUCUUAUGUCUCUAUUUUUAUUUAUUACAGUGAUUUUUCUCCCUUCUUUCACAGUGGCACAAAUAAGGUAGGGGGAAAAGAAUAAGCAAUAAUUAUGUUUUUGCUUCUGUUUUCAGAGCAAGGGGUCAGGGAUUACAAGAUAAACUCUGCUAAAUUUUACAAUAAACCAAAGUCUGAUAGUA